UUCUAGAGUCAUCGAUCGGGUAUCGCGAGAUUUUGAGUCGUUUGGCUGCAUCAUACGUAGGCCAGGCGCCAGAAUCGCUAAAACAUCGCGAGAGCUUAAGCUACCCCGCAAACCCAAAGAAGCAGCUACCCCGCUAAACACGAUAGCUGCCAGUGACUAGCUGUUAGCUCAAAUGACAACACGAAAAAUGGAGGAGGCGGAGACCAACAACAUUAGCCUGGGCGAAAGACGUGAUAAUACACCGAGACAGAUUUUCAACGCACCGGGAAAACAAAAAUCCAAGGUUUGGACAGUGUUUGGGUUUUAUAAGAUGGCGGGGAAGCUCGACAGAAGCCAUGCUAUUUGUAAACUUUGUAGAGCCUUGUUGACCUACUCCGGGAGCACUACAAAUCUGGACCAGCAUGCAAAGAGAAAACACGGUGAAGAGUACGGUGAGUUUACCGAGCAGAAGCGUGCAGGAACCAGUGGCAAACAGGCAAGGACGGAGAACGCCAUUCCUACUUUUUUCCAGCGACUUGGUCAAAACUCAGCACGCGCUAGGGAAAUCACGGCAUCAAUAACACGUUUUAUUGCCAAAGGAUUAUGUCCUUACAAUAUUGUCGAGUGGGAAGGAUUUCAAGAUUUGAUUCAUACAUUAGAGCCCAGAAAUAAGAUACCGUCCCGAAAUCAUAUCACCAACACGUGUAUGCCAGCGCUGUAUGCCCAGGUUAAGAGCCAAGUUGAAGAAAAACUGGCAAAAGCAGAAAGAGUGGCAAUAACUACUGAUGCUUGGACGUCAUGUGCGACGGAGUCAUAUGUGACCAUCACAGCCCAACACAUCGCUCCGGAUUGGGAGUUACAUGUUUACGUCUUACAGACCCGGGCAUUCAAAGGAUCCCACACUGGGAAGAAUGUAGGUGCUCUGCUGAAACAGGCAUGUGUUGACUGGAAGAUUCUAGAUAAAGAGCCAGCCCUGGUGACUGACAACGCCACAAACAUGGUUUUAGCUGGCGUGGAAGCAGAAAUGACUCCUCACCUCAUGUGCUUUGCACACACUAUAAAUCUGGCCACACAGAAAGCCUUCAAAGUGGACACAGUAGCAAGGUUGCUGGGAAAGGUGAGAAGAGUGGUUGGCUUUUUUCACCGCAGUGUCAGGGCAGCAGAAAUUCUACAAGACAAACAGAAACAACUUGCUUUGCCUACCCACAAACUCAUCCAAGACGUGUCCACCCGGUGGAAUAGUACCCAGAUUAUGCUUGAACGGGUACUCGAACAACAGCCUGCCAUCUCUGCUGCACUCAUGUCCAGGGAUCUCAGAAGAGGAGAAGAGCUUAACACUCUGAAGGACAAAGACUUCUGUGAUGUUGAAGACAUUGUGAAGCUGAUGGUGCCAGUCAAACUUGUGACGAUCAGCAUGUGUGAAGACAAGCGGCCCACACUCUCAGUGAUUUCCCCUGUCAGAGAAAAGCUUAAAAAGACAUUUGAAGCAGCAGAUGAAGACUCGGUAGUAAUCAGAGAGAUGAAACAAGCAUUCAGAGAGGACUUGGAGAAGCGCUACACUGGCCUGGAGGAUCUGUUCCACACUGCAGCAGCUCUGGAUCCCCGCUUCAAGUCUCUGCCCUUCCUGACGGACCAUGAUGCUGAGCGGACGUUCGCAAACAUAACAGUAAAAGCUACAUCCCUGCAUAACAAGGCUUUGGCAACAGGGGAUCCAGUCCAUGGAGGCCCACUGCAGACCACUCCAUGCCAGACUGAACCUGCCCUUGGAGAGCUGGGCAUCAGGAUUGAUGCCCCUCAGACCCAACAUGAGCCAGAAGAUGAUCUCCCUCCUUUCAAAAAGAAGAAAAUAUCUGCCUUGGACCAGCUGUUGGGAAAAGACUUUGAAGUGAGGAUGGCGGCUACAUCUGUGAGAGACAAGGCCAGUGAAGAAGUCAAAAGGUACAGAGAGCGUGCUUCAUUGCCUCUGGAAGAAAAUCCUCUACAGUGGUGGAAAGAGCAGCAGGACUUGCCACUGCUGUCAUCUCUUGCUAAAAGAUACCUCUGCAUCCCAGCCACUAGUGUGGCCUCUGAACGGGUGUUCAGUACUGCUGGAGAUAUUGUUUCCACAAAACGCAGCCUACUCAAACAUGAGCAUGUGGAUCAGCUCAUUUUCCUGAAGAAAAAUCUGCCCUCCAAAAAAAAUAAAAACUGAACAGUGAUCAGGAGUAAAAUGACAGAGAACAUUCACAGGCGUUCUGUAAGUGAAGUGAGCUAUUUUUCAGUUUCUGAUUGGAUAGAAAUACCUUUAUCUGGUCAAAAAGCAGCAGUUUGAUUUUAGUUAUAUUUAUUUACUCUAAUUUUGUGCAUGAAGCACUUGCCACUAUUGAGCAUUGUAAGAAUGAUGUUGCUGCUUUGUCGUUCCACUGUGGUUCCCCAGGCUUGAGGCUACAUUUUGAGAUGAGGCUAAUCAGCUAAUCAUCAGGUUACGGUUUAUAGGUGUGUGACUUGUUUACAUGAAAAUGUUGCACUUUGGUACCUACCUCUAGUGUUCAAAACAAGCUCAGGCUGAAAUCUUGCACUUUUUUAUAACUAGUCUUGCUACUUUUACCUCUGGACUUCCCAUCCAGCAAUCCAACCACAUAUCUCCAUGCCUAAAAAUAAGAAUAGUAACAUGUGGUUUUGGUAUUCUGUUUUUCUUUUUUUCUUUUUCCUACAAGUGCCAUAAAGCCACAAUGCUUAAGACAUGUUUUUUUUUUACAUAUUUGAAAAUAAAUGUGGUACUGUCACUUUAACAGAACUGUGUUAUUUUCUUUAUAAAAUAUGUUCAACGAAUAUAAACUAGAGAAUCUAAUUGUUUAGUUAUUCUUACCGUAUCGAAUAGUUAAAAAUCGAAUUGAACCGUUUCGAAUCGGUCUGUAAUAAAAGGAUAUCGUUUUUGAAUUGAAUCGUAACCUGUGCAUCUAGAUUCAUAUUGAAUCGUUUUUCACAGAGAGAUGUGCAUCCCUAGUAGUCACACUUUGUUGAUCCAAACACUGCUGAUCUCUCAACACAAAUGAUGGGCAGAUUAAACAGUUCAUGCCGAUGCUUCUCCCACACAACGGGUGUUUGGAUCUAACUUCCGCGUUUAUUGCUCGGACUGUAUCGCAAGAUCUCGAAAAUCCCACGCAUGCUUGUUUGCCCACCUCAGGUCUCCGCACCGGAGCGGAGCCGUUGUAGAGCGGGUACCAGUAAAAAUUGAGUUCGGAAGCGAGCGGCUGCGGAAGGCGGGGGCGGACCGGAGCGGAGCGGAGGUAGUGGAAUUUG
Messenger RNA from Nothobranchius furzeri (turquoise killifish), 3261 nucleotides. Its product is annotated as E3 SUMO-protein ligase ZBED1-like. Gene Ontology annotation, molecular function: protein dimerization activity; DNA binding. Lineage: Eukaryota; Metazoa; Chordata; Actinopteri; Cyprinodontiformes; Nothobranchiidae. The record is from RefSeq and is a predicted model, not a curated record.